UGAGAUGAACGUAUGGGUCUAUAUCAAAUCGCGCGUCUUUCUUUUAUGGCACUAUCCCUAGAGCGUCAGUUUCCGCCCGAAAGCCACUAUCUCACCAACCAGCUCUGUCAACACUGACACUUGACGCUCGGCCGGGGCAUACCCGAGAUUGCAGACAGCAAGAAGGGUGCAACUGAAGCCAGUGGAACGACGCUUUUCUCCUACUCUGAACGCUUAAAAAAGCCACGAAACUCCGUGCGAGCCUUGCGCAGCUAAGGCGGAUCAUGGCGAAGUCACUGAACGUCUUUCUUUACCGCAUCGUCUACAUCUGCGCGUUGUGGUGCGUGGAUCUGGCGUAUCAACGUGAAGCGCCGAGCGAAAACGACUACGACGAGCAAGGCGUCAAGCUCUGGGCACUUCUAGUGGCCGGUUCGAACGGCUACUCCAACUACAGGCACCAGGCUGACGUGUGCCACGCUUACCACCUGCUGCGACGCCACGGCAUCCCGGAUAAUCGCAUCGUGGUCAUGAUGUACGACGACAUCGCGUACGCCGAGGAAAACCCGACGCCUGGUGUCGUCGUGAACCACAUCAACGGCUCCAACCUCUAUCCGGGAAUGGUGAAGGACUACACGGGUAAUCUGGUCACCCCGGAAAACUUUCUAGACGUUCUACAGGGUCGGAGACCGCGCGACGGAGGCACGGGAAAGGUGAUCGCCAGCGGACCGCGAGACCACGUGUUUGUGUACUUUGCCGAUCACGGCGCUCCGGGCUUGAUCGCAUUCCCAAACAGCGUGCUGCACGCCAGGAACUUGAGUGACGUCAUCAGGAAAAUGCACAGCAGGGGCCAGUUUGGCAAGAUGGUGAUAUACGUCGAAGCCUGCGAAUCGGGUUCCAUGUUUGCCGACGGUUUGCUGCUGAACAACGUUAGCGUGUAUGCCACGACAGCGGCCAAUCCCGACGAGCCUUCCUACGCCUGCUAUUAUGACCCCAUUCGUGAAACUUACUUGGGCGAUGUCUACAGCGUGAAAUGGAUGGAGGACUCUGACAUAGAAAACUUGAGGAAGGAGACUCUAAUAGAUCAGUUCAAUAUUGUCAAAUGGGAGACGAACACGAGCCAUGUGCAGGAGUACGGAGAUCUCAACGUUGGCGCCAUGACAGUGAGUCAGUUUCAAGGAAGCAACGUGACAGAGCCUGUCAUCCACCCAACGGUGCCCUUGGACGAAGUCGACAGUCGCGACGUACCAGUAGCUGUUCUUCAAAAGAAGAUCAAAGCAGCUACUGAUCCCAAUUUAAAGAACGCCCUUGAGAGGAAGUUGGAAAAUAUUUUGGCUAAGCGGUCCCUCGUUGUACAGAAGGUCAGUGAAAUAGUCCAGCUGCUUACCUACGGAAAUGCAGAACAAGCAGAGAUGUUGUUAACUGCAAAGAAACGCAUAUCAGACUUCGACUGCUACGAGAAAGUGAUCGACAGCUUCAGCAGGAAGUGUUUCGCGCUUGCAGCCAGUCCAUACGCAUUGAGCCAACUCCAUGUUUUUGCCACUGCAUGCGACACAUUCCAAGCCAGUGAGAUUAAGGCAGCUAUCAGUGCUAUGUGCACGUCACCUUCAGUAAGAGGUAUUGUCUAAUUGCUAAGUUCGCUCCCUUUAAUAUUUAAAAAUGCAGCAGCAAUAAAUGAAACUCUAGUUCCAGCA
Molecule: messenger RNA, 1670 nt
Organism: Rhipicephalus microplus (southern cattle tick)
Lineage: Eukaryota; Metazoa; Arthropoda; Arachnida; Ixodida; Ixodidae
Product: legumain
Biological process (GO): vacuolar protein processing
Molecular function (GO): cysteine-type endopeptidase activity
Source: RefSeq, a predicted model, not a curated record